Exophiala spinifera is the source of this 4197-nucleotide messenger RNA. RefSeq lists its product as uncharacterized. Lineage: Eukaryota; Fungi; Ascomycota; Eurotiomycetes; Chaetothyriales; Herpotrichiellaceae. Bases 1 to 4197 code for a protein of 1398 amino acids. Gene Ontology annotation, biological process: regulation of transcription by RNA polymerase II; protein demethylation. The record is from RefSeq and is a predicted model, not a curated record. The transcript is spliced from 2 exons. Gene Ontology annotation, molecular function: histone demethylase activity; transcription coregulator activity.
AUGCCUACGUCUACAGUAUGGCGUCCUUCCGGAGACCCUUCGAUGCCUCGAGGGGUCAGCCCCAUGCGCCCUGCGCCCCAGGACAUUGAAAGGCUCUCUCCUGAUCCGGUGCUCGAAUCGGCCUUCCACCCCGUAUCCUCCUCUUUACCUCCGACCUCACAAGAAAAUGGCUUCUUAUUGAAGGGACUCGGCUUGUCAGAAACAGAAGUUCCGAACAACGUAGGAGCUACUCUUCAGCUGGAUCAUCUAUACUACGAUCAGGACGGUGCGGCGCAUGUCGGUGCUCGACUCGUUAGAGGAGUAGGCGCACCCAACGGACGUCAGUUGCCCAAGACCUCCCACAGGUCGUCAACGAGUGCUAAAAUGAUUUUAGAUGAUCGGAAACCUGGAGCAAAAGGCCAUACACGCUCUGGAUCUACCAUCGAUGACCUUGCGAGUGCCGCGAUCGCGACCAGCCCUGCCCUCGUCGAACAGCCUUCUCCCUCCUUCUCUACACGAAGCAACUUCUCUACGACACGACCGUCGACCUCCUAUGUUCCACGUUACACGUAUGAGGAGCACUCUAAUGAACCGCCUUCGAAACGAAUCAAAUCGGAGCGCCUCCCUAACCUUGAGUGGUCACCCCGUGCGGAUAGGCCGAAAACUAGUGGCAACGACAAUUCAGGAGAUAUAACACACGCGUGGCUCUUGCUAAGUCUAAAGAAUGAAGUCAAUUUCAAACAUCUCACGCCGUCUCUGCCUUCUGCAGCCCUGCAUGAACCUGCAGUAUCACCACCCCUGCCGAGGCAAACCAAGGAAUAUUUCAACCAGGAAGAUACAACAGCAGUGCAUGCAUCGCGGCACACGAGUCCGGAAAGAGAUAUUGAAGACCGGGAAGCGGCCGCGAGCAAGGAGCGCAAAGUAACCGACAGUCGACUGAUGCGUGUGCCAGAAGAGGAUGACAUUGCGUCUAGACUAUCCAGCCUGUCGAAGAGAGAGACUUUAGGCGAAGAGAGGAUCCACGAAGCCCUAACAAAAGCUAACGAUGCGCAAUCUGGCCUCUCUUCUACCUCAGCCCAGACUGCACCUCCUAAGAAACAGAGACGAGUCAGGCCCGAAGUCCAACAAGAUACCUGUGCAGGCUGCCAUCGCCUCCAACCGGAAGCCACCAACGAAGAGGAUGUUGAGAUUUCUUGGAUACAAUGUGGUCCUUGCGAGAGGUGGUUCCAUGAAAAGUGCGCAGGUUUCAAAACAAAAGCCGAAGCAAGAAGUGUUGAUAAAUACGUCUGCAAGGACUGCGAGCCUCUACAUGGCAAGACCACGUACGUACGGAAGUCGGCGCGGCAGAGGACUGCCGUCGACUACGUCAAUCUCAACCAGGGUGUUGUCAAACCAUCGGAAGAUACCUUGACGCAUCAUUACAUACAGCCGAUUAAAGAGGGGAAGAUCGAGCUUCUACCAGACGACUUCCCACGUGUACGGCCGGAGCUGGUCACGGUGGAAUUCAUGGAGAGCUUCGAGGGAAUGAAGCGACCAUUUGUGGUUCCGGCAUGCUGGAAUCCACGAUUCGGUGCUAAGCGUCAGACGAGUCCGAAGCCAGAAACACCUCUAUCCACUGUGACCAAUGAACAAGGAGCUCAAAUGGUUCAGGAAGCAGAGGACCCUUUAGAAGUGGUUGAAGACGAAGUCAUCGACUGUGACCAAGACUUGCUAGGUAUGGUCAUUCCACGCCAUCUGACCGUGCGAAAGGUCGCAGAGCUUUACGGACCACAAGAAUUUGUCCCUGUUAUUGAUGUCAAAACCCAAGAGACCAGGGGACAAUGGACCCUGAAAGAAUGGGCCGAUUACUACGAAAAGCCAGGUGAGAAGCCGAUUCGAAAUGUAAUCAGUCUGGAAGUAUCACACAGCCCGCUUGGCCGGCUCCUACGACGUCCAACGGUCGUACGGGAGCUGGAUCUUGAAGACAAUGUUUGGGAGCUCGAUGCAGAAACACGAGCAAAGAAGCGACCUGUGCAGUUUUAUUGCCUGAUGUCGGUCGCCGACAGCUAUACCGAUUUCCAUAUCGAUUUCGGAGGAUCGUCAGUGUAUUACCAUAUCCUCAAGGGAACAAAAACAUUCUUCUUUAUUCCGCCUGAGGAUAAGUAUCUUAAGAAGUAUGAAGAGUGGUGCAACUCGGACGCUCAGAACGAAACCUGGUUGGGAGAUUUAUGCAACGGCAAUGUCACGAGGGUUGAUCUCCAUGAGGGAGAUACUGCUUUUAUUCCCGCUGGUUGGAUUCAUUCAGUCUGGACACCAGAAGACAGUCUUGUCAUCGGAGGGAAUUUCCUCACACGUAUCGACUAUGAAACACAGUUGAAGGUGUUCAACGUGGAGAAAGCCACCAAAGUCGCAGCAAAGUUUCGCUAUCCUUUCUUCCAGAAAGUGAUGUGGUACGCAUUGAUGAAGUAUCUCGAAGAUGAUCCGAUUCCGGAAGAAGUGGUUGAAGACUUUCGGGAGGAUCCAGAUUAUACAUUCUUACGCGCAAAUCCUUUAUGGCACGAACUUGGACACUUGGAAAACACAGCGCCACCAGGAGACCCCGCCCACAACGCGAGAUACUACCCGAAAUCAGAAGUGACGGGGUGGCCAUCAUUACGAGACUAUCUCUACCGGACUGCUCGGGUCCAUGCCGGCCUGCCUGUUGCGGAUAUCAACAAGAAACAGAUCGAUGCUGUCAAGAAUUCAGUGCCCAAGGAAUGCAGUGACCCCUUGCUUACGAUCAAAUUAUUUGCAAUCUGGAUUGCUUGGAAGACUGGAAAUGUCACUGUUCCGGAAUGGGUACAUUCUGAUGGUGCUCUUGAGAGCGAACAGAAUGACAAGGUCAAAAAGCCAGAGAAAUACCCACUCCCGGGAGAACGUACGUCCGCGCGAAGAGCGGCACAGGUUCAAAGUCAGCCACAAAGUCCUCCCGAGGCACUCAGCCCUGUCAUUUCCGCCAGACAAAGCUCAAAACCAGCGCCCAAGAGCAGUAGCAGCAAAUCGGCAUGUGAGAAUUGCAGGAAACGUCGAAUCAAGUGUAAACACAAGUCUGGUAGUGAGACGCCCACGAGGGCUGCCCCAGAGAUUCGACCGCGAAGUUUUUCUACUGGAGCGGCCUCGGUCAAAAAUGCUCCCACAGCAAAUCGCAAUUCUGACCAAAGUGCGGUCUCAGACGUCAUUGUGAAUGGAGUCGAAUCCAGCGAUCCGCAGAGUUCCAAAAAGGGGAGAACGAAAGCUUGCGAGGAAUGUCGCAAAAGCAAGCGUCGAUGUGUACAUGACGAAUAUGGUCGUGUUGAUCCCGCUAAAGCAGCGGAACCGUCCAAACCUCGAGGAUCGACAAGUUCAAAACGCCCUUCUCGACCGAGUGACGACAAUGGGCCAAACAAACGUGCAAAGAUGUCCGACGAAUAUCUAGAUGAGGUUAUUGAUCCGGCAUUAAUGAACGGCGACUCUCUUAUUUUCGGGCAGGAAGCCGUAGAAGACAGUUUCCAUACCCCCGGUCCUUUUGUCGAAAACGCCAUCGAUGAUUCCGAUGAUGCGUCUCGACCUGUGGAGACGGAGAAUGGCAUCGAAGAUGUUCAGCCCACAGACGGUGGUGAUGGAGACAGUACGAUGCCAAUCGAUCCAUCGUUGAUGGAAAUUACUGUUCAGGCAACUGAAGAGGUCAACAUCAAGAACGAGCAUGAAGCAGGAGAUGUCGUAAUGGUCGAUGGCGAUGGCGCUGAUUCUACCAUUUCUCGGAACAACAGUGCAUUCGCCACGCCAGGCCCGAUCAAAACCGGAUCGUCCGUCAAUGGAGAUUAUUCGGUAAUUGCCAGUUCGACGCCAGGAUCAAGGCAGUCGUCACGACAGCCGAAACAGAUCGAACGGUACACACCGGAGGAUAAACGAUCGCCGAGUAAGACGUUCUCUAAACCUCCGGGGAGCAAUCGACGAGCAUCGAGUGCUGCUAGUGCGCAAACAGUUGUGACUAACCCCAAGAGUCGCCGGUCAUCCAGUCACACAUCUUCAAUUGUCCAUCGGGACGGGAUAGCCCUGCUGAGAGGACAAGCUGCAUCCACAGAGGCCUCUAUCUCUGCCGCCCGGCCUGUUAGUAGAGCUAGCACGGCAGAAAGCGAUCUGGACGCAGACGAGAAGUUUGCUCGGGAGUUGCACGCUGCAGAGAAUGGUUUGAGACGGCGGACGAGCAUGAGGGCGUGA